This is a messenger RNA of Trichosurus vulpecula (common brushtail), 4264 nucleotides long. RefSeq names its product carcinoembryonic antigen-related cell adhesion molecule 1-like. NCBI's taxonomy places the organism in Eukaryota, Metazoa, Chordata, Mammalia, Diprotodontia, Phalangeridae. The transcript has 10 exons. The record is from RefSeq and is a predicted model, not a curated record. The coding region runs from base 234 to 2066 and encodes 610 amino acids.
GCAGAUAGAAGAGCUCCAGCCCUGAAGAGAGAGACCUCAGUCCUCUGGGGAAGAAGGCAGAGCAGACAUAGCUCUGGGCUACAUGCAGGGACAGCCUUAGUCUGGACACCAGCAGGGACACCUCCAGGGUCUGUACUUAGGCUCUGUACAGGGAAGACACAACUCAGGAAGGGAAAGCAGAGAUUCCUGGCCAGGAGAGUGAGGUGGUCACACACAGCGGACAGCAGAGACUGAUGGAAAGCUCCUCACAAGCUCCCCACAGUGGGGGCAUCCCCUGGAAGGGGCUCCUGCUCACAGCCUCCUUCCUCAGCUGCUGGAUCCAACAGACAACUGCUCAAACUGCUUCCACCACUGUUGUGCCAAACCCACCCUAUGGGACAGUGGGCGGCAGUGUCAGCUUGGAAGUCCUAGGGUUCUCUGAGCAGCCUCCCAGAUAUACCUGGUACAAAAGUGCAGUAGACAGCUCCCACCAGAUCGCUUCAUAUGUUACUAGUACUGGAGAGGCGACAACAAUAGAAAGCCGGCUGGACGUGUUCUCCAAUGGCUCCCUGAUCAUCCGUGACCUCAUCCUCAGUGACAGUGAUGACUACAUUGUAGAAGGUGUUGAUCCCACAACCUUAGAAAUAUUAAGAGCACAAGGACAUUUAACUGUGUAUGGAUUACUAUCCAAACCUACAAUCAACAGCAACAACACGGCCCCAGUGGAGAACAAGGACACUGUCUCCUUGACAUGUCAGUUUGACAGUCAAGAUGUCACAUACCUGGUUUGGUUCAUAAACCAAAGCUCCCCAGCUGAUGACAGGAUAGUGCUGUCCCUGGACAACACGACACUCACUAUAAUCAAUGUCACAAGGGAAGACCAAGGACCCUAUCAGUGUGAAAUCUGGAACCCAGUUAGUGGCAAUAAGAGUGAACCAUUCACACUGAAUAUUACUUAUGGCCCGGAUACCCCCAUGAUUGUCCCCACAGAUCCUCAUUACCCUGUAGGGGCAACUCUUGAGUUGUCCUGCUCUGCUGACUCUAACCCACCUGCCCAGUACACUUGGCUUUUCAGUGGAAUGGAAACGGUGUCCACAUCCCAGCUCUCUAUUCCUAAUGUGAAUCUGAAUGACACUGGAACCUAUACCUGUAAUGCAUCUAACUCAGUCACUGGCCUGUCUAGCAGCAAAGACAUCAAUAUCACAAUCUCUGAAAUAGUAUCCAAACCUAACAUCACUGCCAACAGUACCAACGUCAUAGAGAAUGCCACGUUAUUCUUCACAUGUAACACAGAACAUGAGGGGAUCAACAUUCUGUGGUUCUUCAAUAAUGAGUCCCUGUCACUCAACGAGAGGAAGUACCUGCGUGAGAAUAACCAGACCCUCAUCAUCGAGAAUGUGACGAGGGAGGAUGCUGGGUCCUAUCAAUGCGAAGUCUGGAAUCCAAUCAGUGCCAAAAGAAGUGACUCCCUUGAACUGACUGUGAACUAUGGACCAGACUACAUCGUAUUUUCUCUAAGCCCUGUAGGAGAUGAGAUUCAGGUCACAUUCGCAGAGCAACUCAACUUAGUGUGUCAGGUUGACUCUUACCCACCUGCACAGUAUGAAUGGCAAGUCAAUGACACUGUGAUCUCUAAUCUAACUGAUAACACAUACACUGUCAGUAAUGUAUCUUGGGAAGAUUCAGGAAAGUAUACAUGUUUGGCAUGGAACAAUGUGACCAACUUAUCAGUCUCUAAGACCGUCACAAUCACAGUGGUUGCAGAAAAGUCUUCAGAAGGAGGUAAUGGCUCCUCACUCUCUGCAGGGGCCAUCGCAGGCAUUGUGAUUGGAGUCCUGGCUGGAGUGGCUCUCAUUGGGGCCCUCAUCUAUUUCCUGUUCUUCAGAAACGCUGGAGGGGCCAGCGAACAUCAUCUUACAGAGCACAAAUCCUCAGCACCCAACCACAGUCAGACCUACUCUGACAGCUCACCUAACAGGACUGAAGAAGUAUCCUAUGCCUCUGUGAACUUCAAUGCCCAGAAACCACGUGCCAUGGCUCAAUCCCCACCACCCAUGAACACUGUUUAUUCUGAAAUCAAAAAAUGACGCAGUCGUUCUUGUUCUCUGCACUGUGGACAGACGUAUUUAUUGUGACCUUCUCCCAGCUUCCUCAAGUUCGGAGAUGCCAACCUUGAGCAGCUCAGGUCUACCACAUUCCCACCAACCUCAGGGAAGGAGGAGGAGAGAGGCCCUCCCAUCACAUCCUGGAAGCUGUCCAGGCGAGCCCCUCCCCUCCAUUGUCAACAGAUGACUAGGAUACAUAGGGUGCUUCUCAGAAGCUCACCUUCCCUCUCUCCUCAAAAGUUGGCACUCGUUCCUGGGAGAGGGCAUCCACCAAGACAUCUCAACCUGGCAUUCUCCAAUCACACACCUGCUCAAAGCACAAUCAUCAGGCCUGCCCCUAGCUUCGGCCAGUUAGGACAAUGUGAACUGGGGCUGCUUGCCCCCUACCAAAAGUCAGCAACCGAAGGAGCAGCUGCUAGAUUUGGACUCAGGACUGGAUAUAAAGCUCGGCUCUGCGGCUUCCACCAUUCUCCUGACCUUGGGAGACUUUCCUCCCUUCUGCCUCAGUUUCCCCUUUUAUAAAAUUAAGAGGUUGGACUGAUGAUCUCUAAGGACUCAUAGUUCUAGACCCUGUGACUCUGUGCCACAUCUGACGCAGAGUUUCUGGAAGGUGGAAGAGUGGGAGCCACCAUCAGCCCAGCAGCAGGUUUUCUAUUUUCUAUCUGGACUUUGCUGUCCCUGCUCUUCCCUCCCUAUGCCUGUCCUUCUUCCCCAGAGGGGAGGGAAGAGGCAGGGAGGACCAGAGCUCAGGGACCAUCUUGGACAGGCACUUUACUACCCAGUCAAACCAGGGAGGGGAAUGUUCCCUCUUAGUUUCCUGAGCACUACCAGAAAGCUGUUAGCCAGGGCCCUAAGGGAAUUCCCUAAUGGAAAAGGCAAAAGUCCAACCCAGAGGACUUUCAAAGUCAUUACCAUCUGCUCAGGGAAGCUGCCAAGAGAGAUAAGAGGAGACCAGAGUCUGGAAUGAGUCAGCGUCCUCUUCCAGAAAAAUUCUGUGGGGGGCUGGGCAGUGGAGUCCAAACCAGCCCAGAGAAAACCUGGCCUCUGGCAGCAAAUAUUAGGACCAUACACACAUCUGGCUGUUAUCUUUCCCUUUUCUGGGUCCCUUCAGCCCCAGGGAUGGGAAUAGGGGCUGGUAGGGUUCUGCUCUUCUGUCUUUUACUUAAUUGCCUUAGCUAACCUGUUUGCCUAAUGCAGAAGCUUCCAAUCCCCUCCACCUCACAUUUCCCUGAUCCCUCUGACUUCCCAGGGAUUUAGUCAAGGUCUCCAGAAGUACAUGGGAAGGAAGGGAAGAGUAUCUUCUCAAAGAAGGUGGGGAGGGGGCAGAGAUGGGGGGAAUCCCGGCAGUCCCUGGAGACAUCAAUCAGCUCGCUCCAUGGUGGCCACAUCUCAUCCUCUCCCAAUACCCAUGCACACCAUCCACUGCCUCUGUCACCCCUGCAUCCCCUCUCAGGAAACAAUGGCCUCCACCUAAGGGAUGUCAUGUGGGUGGGCUUGGUCCCCUGGAGCAUUGGGAGCUCCCCCAGGGGCCCUGUUUACAUGACCACUCACAUGGGCAGCACAGACCUCACACUGGUGCUGAGGUUCCCAGGGGUACCUGGACAAGACCUUAGAGAUCACUGGUGCAACCCACCAACCUGUCUUGCCUUGCAGCCACUGGGGAUCUUUCUCUGGAGGCCUCACCUGUCACAAAUAGCUCUAUAAGCACCCCCUGCCCAAGUAGAAUCAUAGAAUAUCGGAAUGGUGGGAGAUCCCAGAACUCAACUAAUCUGGCUCUAACCAGAGAAUCAGACCAAGGGGAGGGGAGAAGGGUGAGCUGAACUCUCUAUCCAGCCUUCUACAGAGUUCUACAAGGUUUUCUACUCAAUACUUGAUCUCACCCUGAAUCUGAGGGGUUUCUUUUCAUAGAGAAAAUCCAUGUAGGGAGAUCUCAGUGAUGAAACACCUCUUCCAUGACUCACUCACCAAAAUCCAAAGACUGUACCCUCUCUCACCAGAUCCAGACUCUGCGGCAUUUAAUUUUACAUGGCCCAAGGAUGCUUCUCUCUCUCUCUCUCUCUCUCUCUCUCUCUCUCUCUCUCUCUCUCUCUCUCUCUCUCUCUCUCUCUUUCUCCUGAUGACUGUUCAUAAAGAUGAUUUGCUAUCUAUUUAUAAUAAAAACUAUAUCAUUUAAACAUGAA